GAUCCGGAAAUGUUCAGGGGAGCCACGUGGGUGGGAGAGGGAAGGAUGGAGCGGGAGCAGAAGCGCUUCGAUUCCGGCGAUCUGCCGGCGCUGCGCCGGAUCGUAUGCGAGCAGGGGCUGCUUUCCCGGCCCGACGGCUCCGCGUCUUGGAUGCAGGGGGAAACAUCUGUGGUAGUGGGUGUCUACGGACCUACGGAAGUCAAAGUUAGCAAGGAGAUCUAUGACAAAGCUACCUUGGAAGUGCUGCUGAAGCCCAAAAUUGGGCUGCCAGGGGUCUACGAGAGAAGCCGGGAACAGAUGAUCAAGAAGACAUGUGAGGCGGUCGUCUUGGGGACCCUGCAUCCUCGUUCCUCCAUCACGAUAGUACUUCAGGUCAUUACAGAUGCUGGUUCUCUACUGUCAAGCUCCUUGAAUGCUACGUGCAUGGGCCUCAUGGAUGCGGGACUUCCCCUGAAUUCCUUGUUCUGCAGCGUGACGUGUGCUUUGGACGCAGAGGGCGCUAUCACCCUGGACCCCACAGCGAAGCAAGAGAAGGAAGCCCGAGCGAUCCUGACAUUUGCUGUCGACAGCGCGGAGAAGAAGGUGUUGAUGUCCAACACCAAGGGGACCUUCUCUGAGGAAGAGCUCCAGCAGUGCAUCGCCACCUCACAACGAGCCGCGGACACCAUCUUCCAGUUUUACCAGGACUCCACUCACAGGAAGUACUCCAAGUGGUGACUCCGCCCACAAGGGGAACAGAACAGAGACCGGCUGUUUAAGGCACGCAGGGGGAGCCGAUGGGAUCGUUCCUGCUUUUCUGGCUCCUCCCAAACGGCACGGCGGUGCAGUUCGAUUGCCGUCGACUGAGCUUGCGUAACAGACUGCGGGUCGGGAUUGCGAGAAGGUGGAAGUACGUGCCAGACAGCCCUCACCACUGUGCCCUCUACCCCUCAGGACUAUAAUGCACGCCCCUCUGCGAUAGGAUGUUCCGUAUCUUCCUAGAGUACAGACUUUUCCAUUUCUGUUGCAUUUUGAUAUGCACAUUUGUUGUUCUUCAACCAAAGCUUCAGUUGCAACUAGGCUGUGUAGAAGAAGUUUCAUCUCUGGCCUAAAUGUGGAUAUGGAUUCCUUUCUGAUCUCUCUCUCUCUCUCUUUCUCUUUCUCUGUCUAAAAUAGUAGUUUUAUGAUCAUUAAAGGUCACUGAAUUUUUUGCUUGCCGUCUUUGCUAGAAGCUGUUCUUUUAGCCACGCUAAUAAAGAGAGGGGGAAAGAUU
Messenger RNA from Heteronotia binoei (common prickly gecko), 1252 nucleotides. It is a transcript of the gene EXOSC5, whose product is annotated as exosome component 5. The coding region runs from base 10 to 717 and encodes 235 amino acids. The transcript has 6 exons. Gene Ontology annotation, cellular component: cytoplasmic exosome (RNase complex); nucleolus; nuclear exosome (RNase complex). Lineage: Eukaryota; Metazoa; Chordata; Lepidosauria; Squamata; Gekkonidae. The record is from RefSeq and is a predicted model, not a curated record. Gene Ontology annotation, biological process: U4 snRNA 3'-end processing; nuclear mRNA surveillance; rRNA catabolic process.